CGUAAGCGAGACGGCCUCAAACCGAACUCAACCAUUUGAACGGUAAAAGGUGCGCGCAGCGAACAAACAGCACUGAAGAUAAAAUAAAAGAACAAAACAAAAAUAAAACGAGAACAGUGAACGCAAAGGCAAACACGCAAGGCGGCAAAACGGAAAAUACGAAAAACAGUCGAGUUUCUUUAUUUUUGUUUUGUGUUCUCCUUUCGGCAAAAGGUGAGGAAGAAAUAGAGAAAGAAAAUCGAACGAGAUCUAGCAUAAAGAAAAGGCAGAACAAAAAGUGAUCAAGAUGGCGUUCAUGAUGCCCGUUAUGAAGAACAACUAUGACAUCUACAAGGACACGCGCUCCCGCAAAACAUCGGAGUGUUCGAAUGCGAGUAGUAACGGUACCACGGCUUUGGCCACCGCUCUCGGAACGCCGUCGCAGCAGCAAUCGCAGUCGCAGCAACAGCAGCAGCAGCGUCGCCGCAAGGUGUCCGAAUGCAAAUCGGAAAGUUUUGCCACCUCACCAUCGCACGGCCAACUGGGCGGCUCCAACGCCCAUCGAAUGCAGAUGCAGCGCUGUCACAGCUCGCGCGCUUUUCCGCGCAACGCGUCGCGCAGCUCCCACGGCUCCAUGCAGCAAAUUGUGUCGCCCACGCGCUCCAGUCCGCCCAGCCGCUCGAACACAGCCUCCGCUCUCGAACGCCAAGCGGCCGCCCAAAGCCAACAGCAGCGGCAGCAGCAGCAGCAACAGCAGCAACAGGAGCAAUCCUCCAAUGAUUAUACGAAAUUCCAUUUGCGACUCGUCGAUAAGCUCCGCAAAUCCUUUCGCAAGGAUAGCGGCAAACGGUCAUGAGGGCAGCGCUAUCACAGCAGCAACAAUCAAAACAGCAACAACAACAAUUACGACAACAACAACCAUGCCAGUAGCAGCAGCGUCCUCCUCCACAGCAGCAGCAGCAGCAGCAACAACAACAACAACGAGUCGGGAGAGAGAAGAGAUGGCGCCGCUAGCUGUGCCAGAGAAGCAGCAGAGAGAUCAGCAGCAGCCGAGAGAUCAUCGUCCUGCGAAAAGGACGAGAGGCGACGAGAUGCGGCGAAAUUCCUGGGCGAAAAAGAGGCCGCCGCUAGCGGCUCUUUUGGAGAGCAGCAUGCCGGCAGAGGCAUGGUCAGUCGGCUGGGUCGACGCUUCCGGCGUUACUGCAAACUCCUGGCUCCCAACAGCAGCGCAGCAGCAACAGCAGCAGCAGCGGCUGAGGACGAAGCCGAUGGAGAGGCCUCGGCAGAGGGGGCCAGCUGCUCCAUGGAACAGCUCACCGGCAGCAGCAGUCGGCGUCGACGCAGCAGCAGCAUUGGCAGCGCCAGCAGCCGGCUGAAGAUGAGACUACGACGUUGCACCUCGUCGCCAGGAUAAAGCGGUGCGAGUGAGAUAGAGAUAAAGUGCAGCAGAGCUGGCUAAUUACUAACUAGGUCGCGAGAGAAGGAGAAAGAGAGAGAGAGAGAGGAGAGACUGGGAGAGCGCGUAAGCGAAGAGAAAGGAUAGUAAAGGAUAGUAAAGGAAAGUAAAGGAAAGGAAAGCAGGGGCGCAGCCAAGGGGAUAUGGGUAAUUACGAGGCGUGGAAACUUAAGUUAAGCCGCGUUACUUUUAAGUUGGCGUGACGAGUUGUUGUUAGUGGCAAUGAUUUCUUGAAUAUAAAAUACAUAUUAUAUAAUACAUAAAUUUCGGUGUACAUAUGCAAACUAUUUAAAUAUUAACCAUUAUGAAUACAAUUUAAAGUCUCCCUUGCCCAUUGUAUAAUUAUAUUAAUUAUAUUGUAUGUAUGCCACGGCUUCCAAACAUAGAACAUGUAGAACCAAAUGUCCCAAAACAAGAGCAUCCUUUUUUGUAAGUAAUUUUUUUUUCUAAAAUCAACCCGACAAAUUUGCAACUGCAACUGCCAAAUUGCAUUGUAUAACAAAGACCACAAAAAUAAAUAAAAAAUAAAUAAAAAAUAAAAACAAAAAAUACAAAACAAAACAAUUAAAGAAAUAAAAAAAAAAGAACCAAGGAAUUUAUAUCACUUAAUAUUGUGUUUAUUUAUACACCUGUAAUUAUAUAAUUACAAAAGCGCAAUUGACAAUAUACUUUUUAAGCAAUGCGAACAAAAAAAAAAUAAUAAUAAAAACAAGAAACAAAAGUAUAAAUAAUCAAAAAACUAACGAAGCAGCUGAAUACAGACUUGAUGUUAUAUCGUAAAAUAUAUAAUAUAUACAUAUACUAAAAAAUAUAUACAUAUACAAAACAAGUACCUAGACAGCUACUUUUAAGCAA
Messenger RNA from Drosophila kikkawai, 2290 nucleotides. RefSeq names its product vacuolar protein-sorting-associated protein 36. The record is from RefSeq and is a predicted model, not a curated record. NCBI's taxonomy places the organism in Eukaryota, Metazoa, Arthropoda, Insecta, Diptera, Drosophilidae.